AUGGGGCCCCCGGGCAAUAGGGGAUCAUGGGGCCCCUGUGUCCUUGCCCAAACUCAAAAAAGCCUAUGAAAAAGUGAUGGGAUGUGGGGCCCAAAGGAGAGGUCAGAGUCUAAGAUUACAUUUAGCACCCUGGCAUGAGGGGAAGGACCAAUGGUUGUCCACUGACAGGGGCGGACUGGCAACUCAUGGGGCCCCCGGGCAAUAGGGGAUCAUGGGGCCCCUGUGUCCUUGCCCAAACUCAAAAAAGCCUAUUAAAAAGGUACCAGGGGCAUCUCAUGGGGCCCCCUACUGACCCCGGGCCCUCGGGCAGUGCCCGAGUUUCCAAAUGGUCAGCCCGCCCCUGGGUCCACAUAUGACUUUAUUCCAAAAAAA
Messenger RNA from Staurois parvus, 372 nucleotides. Lineage: Eukaryota; Metazoa; Chordata; Amphibia; Anura; Ranidae. The record is from the annotation of a GenBank genome assembly.